UUUAAAGGUAAAGGUUUCAUUGUAGUCAAUGAUAAUUAUGUCACUGAUGAUAGUGGAACGGGAAUAGUACAUCAAGCUCCGGCAUUUGGUGAAGACGAUUACCGUAUAUGCCUUGAAAAUAGGAUUAUUAGCGAAGAUGGUUCACUUCCAUGUCCAGUUGAUGAACAAGGUCGUUUCACUCAAGAAGUGACCGAUUUUGCGGAAGUCUAUGUCAAGGAUGCCGAUAAAGAUAUUCAAAAGGCUUUGAAACAUAAAGGCCGACUAAUUAUUCAGUCCCAAUUAACGCAUAGUUAUCCUUUCUGUUGGCG
Molecule: messenger RNA, 308 nt
Organism: Funneliformis caledonium
Lineage: Eukaryota; Fungi; Glomeromycota; Glomeromycetes; Glomerales; Glomeraceae
Source: the annotation of a GenBank genome assembly